Plectropomus leopardus (leopard coralgrouper) is the source of this 3563-nucleotide messenger RNA. RefSeq names its product death-associated protein kinase 3 (gene dapk3). Gene Ontology annotation, molecular function: protein serine/threonine kinase activity; ATP binding. Gene Ontology annotation, cellular component: cytoplasm; nucleus. The record is from RefSeq and is a predicted model, not a curated record. NCBI's taxonomy places the organism in Eukaryota, Metazoa, Chordata, Actinopteri, Perciformes, Serranidae. Gene Ontology annotation, biological process: protein phosphorylation; intracellular signal transduction; positive regulation of apoptotic process.
UCUUCACACUGUUCAGUGUGAGUUCACACAUCCACUGAGAGGAGGAAUGCUGCAGUCAUAACCAACCAUACUCGAAUCUCAAAAAAAUCAUCAUUCCAGUCAGCACACCAUGGCUGGCUUCAGACAGGAGGAUGUGGAGCUGUAUUAUGAGAUGGGAGAGGAGCUGGGCAGCGGACAGUUUGCCAUCGUUCGCAAGUGCAAGGAGAAGAGCACAAGUGUUGAGUAUGCAGCCAAGUUCAUCAAGAAGCGGCGGCUGUCUUCCAGCCGGCGGGGGGUGAGCCGCGAGGAGAUCGAGCGCGAGGUCAACAUCCUGCGGGAGAUCCAACACAGCAACAUCAUCACCCUGCACGACAUCUUUGAAAACAAGACAGACGUGAUCCUGAUCCUGGAGCUGGUGUCCGGAGGAGAGCUCUUUGACUUCCUUGCUGAGAAGGAGUCUCUGACGGAGGAGGAGGCCACCCAGUUCCUCAAGCAGAUCCUGGACGGCGUUCAGUAUCUACACUCCAAACGCAUCGCUCACUUUGACCUCAAGCCUGAGAAUAUCAUGCUGCUGGACAAGAACGUCCCCAACCCCCGGAUCAAGCUGAUUGAUUUUGGGAUUGCUCAUCAGAUUAAAGCAGGAAACGAGUUCAAGAACAUUUUUGGAACUCCAGAGUUUGUCGCUCCAGAAAUAGUCAACUAUGAGCCACUUGGACUGGAGGCGGACAUGUGGAGCAUCGGAGUAAUCACGUACAUCCUGCUGAGCGGUGCUUCACCAUUUCUGGGUGAGACGAAGCAGGAGACUCUGACAAACAUCUCAGCCGUCAACUACGACUUUGAUGAGGAGUAUUUCAGCAACACCAGUGAGCUGGCCAAGGACUUCAUACGCCGUCUGCUGGUCAAGGAUCCCAAGAAGAGAAUGAAGAUUGAUGACAGUCUUGAGCACCCCUGGAUUAAGGUAAUAAAGAGGCGAAAUGUUCGCCAAGAAGAGAGAGACCACAAGACUGAGCGCCGACGCCUGAAGACCACCCGUCUGAAGGAGUACACCAUCAAGUCCCACUCCAGCAUGCCACCCAACAACACAUACGUCAACUUCGAGCGCUUCUCUCAGGUCCUCGAGGAGAUCGCGGCAGCGGAGGAAGGCCUGAGGGAUCUGGAGCGCAAUCAGCGCUCGUGCCGGGAGGACGUGGCGGCGCUGCUGUCCAUAUAUGAGGAGAAGGAGGGUUGGUACAAGGAGGAGAACCAGAGCAUCUCCAGCGAUCUGAGCCACAUCCGCCAGGAGCUGCAGCGCACUCAAGUUCAGCGCAAGAAGAGCCAGGAGGAGGCGCGGCUCACCAUGCAGGCCGCAAACAUCCUCAAGCGCAAGUACGGGCGCCUGGAAAACCGCUACGAGGUCCUGGCCGAGCAGGUGGCGUCUGAGGUCCGCUGGGUGGAGGAGCUGGUGAAGUCCAUAUCUGCAGAGAAGGACGCCCUCAGCAGCAUGCCCUGAGCCCGGCGGACGUCCAGCAAUGACACUUUGAAUCUCAAGUAUCCUCCUGCCCGUCUUCUCUGCACGUGUCUCGCACAGCAGAGUUCGAGUGGGUCAGUUGUCAUCAUAAGCUACGCUGCUGCUGCCCAUCGGGAGAAAUGUUCCACUCUUUUUAUGUUACGCUUGAGACAACCAGCAAGAAGCAGAGAGGCAAUAUACGGCUCAUUCCUGUGUUUCAUAAGUUAAUUUAUAAAUUUAGAGAUUGUACGAACUGUUUUUUGACAAUUAUUUGCAACCUUAUCGGCUUUUUUUUUCUUUUUUUUUACUUUUUUCUUAGCCUGGUCAUCUUUUCAGAAACGUAACUAUACCUGAAUGUCCUCAUGCUGUAAAAUAAUCUUUUCAUUUUCUUUAUGGCUGCAAAUACAGGGUUUCCCACACAUUCAUUAAUUUGUGGUGGCCUGCUGCAGUUAAAUAGUCUGCCACCACGUAUUGAUUUUAUAUUUUUGGAGCUGGACCGCUCAGUAGGGGUGCUGUUGGAAUAUAUAAAUCGUUCAGUUAUUUAUUAAGCCAUACUCAGAGAGCACAGAGUCUACUCUGGGCACAGACGGAGCAGCAGAUUGUCAGGUGCAGUGCAAGUGAAACUUAAUGGUUCAUUACACCAGAUCUAAAAGUUUCAGUCAUUUUAAGUUUCGAUCUGAUCAGCUCUGACUAGACGGAUAAAUUAUCCACUCUGCCAGUCAAAUUCCUCAAACCGCUGCUGAGGGAAAAUAUUAUCUGAGUUCCACCUGUGCUUUGUUCACUGACCCGCAGAAAUGUCUGAAUUAAUCGGUUAAUCAUUUUGCUAAUAAAAUGUGAGAAUAAUGAAACGUCACAUCCUAAAAUGCUUUUUUAUCAAACUAAUAUUCGAAAAAUCCAGAGCUUUGGAGUUUAUCAUGUAUGAAAGAAACGCAUUCAAUUCUCACAUUUUAGAGACAUAAAACUGUCUAAUGUUUGCUAAAUGAUGACUCGGGUAUCGUAGUUUUCAAUUGACUAAUCAAUCAGUUCACUACUUGUUGCAGCCUGUUUGCGUUUGCUUCAGGUUACGGAGGACGCCUCACAAUAUGCAUUCAGCUUAUAGUGUCGGGUUAUCUUGGUUCAUUUCAGAGUCGACUGCAGCUGACAUUAAUUCUCUCUCAUAUGUCUGCACAGAGUGUCGACUAUAAAGGAUGCAAUAAAUAUAAACACUCAGAAUAGAAAAUAAGAUUUAAGGUCUAAUGCUUUAUUUUACAGGUCUGUGAAUUUGCUGAUUUUAAGAUAAUUUUUUAAGUUUCCUGGUAAGAAGAAAAUUGUGGAACUGUUAUAUUAGUUGGUUUACUGACUUUCAGAAGAAUUUCCAUGAAUUAAGUUGUUCAUUUAAACCCCAGUGAAUAUUUAUUCAUCAUUCAGUUAAAACUUUGCUAAAUUUGUGCGUAUUUUGCAGGUCCAGUUUGCCCACUAUCCUCUUGACUGAAAGUCUCAAGGAUGCACAGACUUAGCAUUUGAAAAAAAACUCUGUACUGAACCAGCUGAUCACUCUCUAUUUUACCUAUAAUUAACACCAAGUGACAAGUUUACUUCCAGGAAACCUCCCAGAAAUGGAUUUGGAAAUGAUUUUGAAUUCACAGACCCGUGAAAAAGAAAGCGUUUAUUUUGAAUGUAUAAACUCAUCUCUGCAGUGCCUGUAAACUGAUCGACCGUAUUGCCUCUGCGAGCACUCAUCUGUCAUGGAGUUAAUGACAUUUCUAUCACAUUGAUAUUGCUCAACGUCUUAUAACGCAACAACUUUUGCACAGUAGCCUUGUAAACCAAAUAGUGUGCAUGGAAACUUUCUCUGUAUACUGUAACCGUUCGUGUUUUUCACUCCGACCAUCUCUGCACACUCGAAACAUUCCACUGAUGAGUUUCCCAUCCAGGCGACACAUUCCCCACGUAGAACAUAUAUGUGAUAUAGUCCGUAGUAUUUUUCAGUAGAGAAAUGUACUCAUUUGCACUUAAAUGAUUAUAGCAGUGUUCCAAAAUCUAUUUUAAACGUCUGUAAAGUGUAAAAGAAAGAGCAGACCUGUCCGGCUUGCUUCAAAUAAACAAACUUAUCACUGCU